GUUAAAGAUAGGUCCCAGUCUGGAGACGGCUCCCAUCUGUUUCUUCUCUGUUAAGACACUCAAGAUGGCUUUCCCCUGCCGCAGGUCCCUGAACCCCAAGACUCUGGCCCUCCUUCUGGUGGGCGUGAGUUUCUUGGCCCUGCACACCUGGUUCCUCCAAGCCUCCAGGUCCCGGGAGGAGACGUGGGACGGCUCCACCGAGGCGCGGCCGGCGGCGCUGAGCGCAGGGGCCCCGUGCGUGGCCAACGACUCGGUGCGCGCCACGGCGGACUUCGAGCGGCUGCCGGCGCGCAUCCAGGACUUCCUGCGGUACCGCCACUGCCGCCACUUCCCGCUGCUCUGGGACGCGCCGGCCAAGUGCGCGGGCUCCCGCGGGGCCUUCCUGCUGCUGGCCGUCAAGUCGUCGCCCGCCAACUACGAGCGGCGCGAGCUCAUCCGCCGCACCUGGGGCCAGGAGCGCAGCUACGGCGGGCAGCAGGUGCGCCGCCUCUUCCUGCUGGGCACCGCGGCGCCGGGGGACGCGGACGCCGAGCGCGCGGGGCGGCUGGCGGCGCUGGUGGGGCUGGAGGCGCGCGAGCACCGCGACGUGCUGCAGUGGGCCUUCGCCGACACCUUCCUCAACCUCACGCUCAAGCACGUGCACCUGCUCGACUGGCUGGCGGAGCGCUGCCCGCACGCGCGCUUCCUGCUCAGCUGCGACGACGACGUGUUCGUGCACACCGCCAACGUGCUGCGCUUCCUGGGGGCGCAGCGGCCCGACCAGCACCUCUUCGCGGGGCAGCUCAUGGACGGCUCGGUGCCCAUCCGCGACAGCAGGAGCAAGUACUUCGUGCCCCCGCAGCUGUUCCCGGGGAGGGCCUACCCGGUGUACUGCAGCGGCGGCGGCUUCCUCCUGUCCAGGCACACGGUCGGGCUCCUGCGCGCCGCCGCCCGCCGCACCCCGCUCUUCCCCAUCGACGACGCCUACAUGGGCAUGUGUCUGGAGCGCAGCGGCCUGGCGCCCAGCAGCCACGAGGGCAUCCGGCCCUACGGCGUGCAGCUGCCCGGCGCCCGGCAGUCCUCCUUCGACCCCUGCCUGUACCGCGAGCUGCUGCUCGUGCACCGCUUCGCGCCCUACGAGAUGCUGCUCAUGUGGAGGGCCCUGCACGACCCGGGGCUGAGCUGUGCCCGGGGCCACAGGACCUCCUGA
Molecule: messenger RNA, 1189 nt
Organism: Nyctereutes procyonoides (raccoon dog)
Lineage: Eukaryota; Metazoa; Chordata; Mammalia; Carnivora; Canidae
Gene: B3GNT6
Product: UDP-GlcNAc:betaGal beta-1,3-N-acetylglucosaminyltransferase 6
Exons: 2
Coding region: 65-1189 (374 amino acids)
Cellular component (GO): membrane
Molecular function (GO): hexosyltransferase activity
Source: RefSeq, a predicted model, not a curated record